AUGUCUUCCGAUCCCACUUCUGAAGGAGACAGCUCGUCCGGUGUUCUACCAUCUGAGCAGCGGCCAGAUCGGCCAGAUCAGCCAGUGGUCACGGAAGUACAGGAACCUACAAUCGAUGAAAGUGCACAUACAGAUGCAGAAAAUAACGACAAAGAGAACGACAUAGAGGAUGAAACUCCUGCCAAACCCCUGGCGCCCAACAAGCCCACGCCGAAAACUCACCCAGGAUGGAGUCGCGACCCGGCAAAAUUAUACGCCUUGUACACACAAACGCUAUCAGACGAAGAGCUCUCGGUUUUCAAAGAAAAGGCCGUCUACUGCCCCUGCUGUUUCACCAUCAGUAGAGACCUCAGUAUUUUCUCUAGCAAACUCCCUCUGAAACCUAACCAAACCCCCAUUAUACGGUGGUCACUGGAUCUCUUAGCGCUCGUGGAAGCAACCGAAGCACGUUGUACCUUUUGUACCUUCAUGGCCGUGAAAUUCUUUUUCCGCAGCGGGUUGCUCGUCUUCGGGGUCCUGGAGCUGAACAAUGAUAUUGCGUGCUGUGCGGCUGGGGAUUUGAGCCAGGUGACUGAGGCUACGGAAAAAGCGAUUUCGAAACUGAGAGAGUUUUGUGGGAAGAAUCCGGGGGCGGGACUUGGGAUGGUCGUUGAGCCGAUUGAUUACGUGCCGGAGGAGAGGAGGGUUUCGAGGAUUAAGAUUUCGGCGCAGUCGAGGGAGGUGAUAAGUCAGAAGGCAGCGUCAGAGCUUUUGAGGCACUCUACUUCAAUUAUACUCGAAAUUUGCACUACUAAAGAUGAUCCAGCAGCCCAGUUCAUCAAAGGAAGACCUAUCAACCCCGACCCUGCUUCUGAAGCAAGUAUAAACCAGGCAAAAACAUGGAUCAACGACUGUCUUCACAACCACUCUGAAUGCCCCUCGCCAACCCCCACCCCUCUCCCAAAACGGAUCCUUAAAAUCUCCCCCGAUGCCGAAAAUCUUUCUCUCUACACCUCAUCCCAAGACAACCCUGCCCCUUAUACCGCGCUGUCGUACUGCUGGGGCGAGUCCCAAAGCUUCACAACAACCCUGGCUACCUUCUCUCAUGUCACAGCCGGUUUCCAAACCUCUGAACUCCCGCAAACACUUCAAGAUGCCGUGAUCCUGACGGCCAAACUAGGGUUGGAGUACAUAUGGAUUGACUCCCUCUGUAUCAUACAAGACUCGCCUGAAGACAAAGCGGAUGAAAUACCCAAGAUGGCAGCAUACUACAAGAACGCACACGCAACCAUCUGCGCAGCCGGCGGCUCCGCAUCCGACGGCUUCCUUCACACGCGUCACGAGUGUGAGAAACACCCUGGUCUGGGCCUCUCCAAGAAUCUCCUCAGCAUGCCCUACUUCUUCCCCGUUGAUGACGAAGAUCCCAACAGCAAGGAAGCGGUAGUAGGAACUAUGUAUUUCUGCGAAGACACCCCGCAUUUACUUUCCUGGGAACCGGUGUCAAGAAGAUCAUGGACGCUGCAGGAGCAGCUGUUGAGCCCAAGGGUGCUGAUGUAUGGGAGUCGUCUAGUGUGGCAGUGUCAUAGCAAGCAAGCUGCGGAUGGGGGCGUGGAGGACUGGAGCGGGGAUCGGAAUGCGAGUGAUCAUCGGAGGAUACAGCUGGCUUUGAGGGAUGUUGAUACCGAGUCGUCGGACGCAACCCUUAUUGUUACCUCUACCAGUUCCGAAAAGGACCCCAACGGUCCCGCAAGUGAAGAUAUAGAUAAGAAUCCUCCAACCCAAGGAGCAGCGCCAACAAAAGACAAAGAUAUCACCUCCCUGCUCCAAAUCUGGUACCACUCGCUACGCAUGUUCUCCCGCCGCGCCCUCACCUACGCCCCCGACAAGCUUCCCGCCAUCGCCGGUCUGGCCACCGAGUUCGCCAACCUCUCUGGAGACACCUACCUCGCCGGACACUGGCGCUCGCAGCUUCUCCGCGAGUUAAUGUGGAGUACGUACCCCAACCUCAAACUUUUCAAACCCUCACAAUGGCGCGCGCCCACGUGGAGCUGGGCAAGCGUCGAUAACGAUCUAUAUUGGGAGUGGAUGCCGGAUUUGAGGGAUGUGAGGAUGAGGGGGGUGGCAGAGGUGCUUGAUGUAGGUACGGGGUUGAAGUAUGAAGGGGAAGAUAAUGUCUAUGGGGAGGUGGAGGAGGAGGGGUGUAGGCUUGUGAUUCGGGGACCGGUUUUGAGUAUGGAUGGCGGAAAGGGGGGAGAGGAUGGUUUGAGUAGUUAUCUUAGGGGUGUUUAUGGUAUGCCACCCCCGAGCGGUGUUGGGACGGACUGGCUGCAAGAGAGUAUGGGGUUGUUGCCGCAGGAUGGGGGGAAGGUCGGUGGGGACUCGGAGUGGGUAGCACCGGUGGGGGCUAAAUUGUUGGUGUUGUGGGCGAGGGUCGGGAGGGAUGGGGAUGAGGAGGACGUUGAAAAGGAUGCUGAAUCUAACGCCAAACCCGAAUCCGAAGACAAGAAAGUGGUAACCGACGACGAGCGAAAAGAAAUGGUUAAAAACAAACUAGAUAGCUCCAACAGAGCAGUUCUCUCCGGCAUAGUAAUAGGCAAGACCGACGAUGGGAAAUACGAGAAAGUAGCUACCUUCACGAAGUUCUCUUUGACCGUCGAAGGGGGGCCUGCCUUGGGGUUUCUGGAGGGCAGUGCGGAGGUUGUGGAUAUUGUUUAG
This is a messenger RNA of Venustampulla echinocandica, 2694 nucleotides long. RefSeq lists its product as uncharacterized. The record is from RefSeq and is a predicted model, not a curated record. Bases 1 to 2694 code for a protein of 897 amino acids. Lineage: Eukaryota; Fungi; Ascomycota; Leotiomycetes; Helotiales; Pleuroascaceae. The transcript has 2 exons.